Messenger RNA from Portunus trituberculatus (swimming crab), 3397 nucleotides. RefSeq names its product phenoloxidase-activating factor 2-like. Lineage: Eukaryota; Metazoa; Arthropoda; Malacostraca; Decapoda; Portunidae. The coding region runs from base 149 to 1954 and encodes 601 amino acids. Gene Ontology annotation, molecular function: serine-type endopeptidase activity. The record is from RefSeq and is a predicted model, not a curated record. Gene Ontology annotation, biological process: proteolysis. The transcript is spliced from 8 exons.
ACUCGAAUCCCUGUGAAGCCCAAGGUGAGUUUGUCCACGAGACCCAUCACAGACAAGCUGCUUCAGUCUCCUCCCAGCAACGGUAAGAGUAGGGUGUGCGACAUCUGCUCUCUGCUCCAGGACACUCUGGUUUGUGGUGCACUUCGAGAUGGCUGGGGCUGUCAAGGUAUGCGUGGCGCUGGCGGUGGUUUGGACAGCGAGCGUGGAAGGACAGGAAGACGGCUCAUUUUGGUGGCUGACGAACACCACCACCGCCGCCACCACCGCCACCAGCGCCUCAGGGAUUAGGUGUCAGUGCGUGCCCUUCUUUCAGUGCGUGGACGGCGUCAUUACCACGUCAGGCGAGGGUCUCAUUGACAUUCGCUUCGGCGGGACAGCAACCCCGCCCGAAGUCAACGUGGAUGUCUGCUCAGACGUCAUUCAAGUGUGCUGUAAUCUGCCUGGCACUGGUGAGUCAUCCCACACCACGCCAGCACCCACCAUCACCACCACUUUACCCCCUGACACUCCCUGCGACUGCGUGCCCCUUCUAGACUGCAAGGAUCCGAAUCGACUAGUUAGCGACGGGAAAGGCAACACGUCCCUGGGUCUGUUCGGCUCCAACUAUUCUCAUUCCAAGUGCCAGGGUGCUUUUGAAGUGUGCUGCGCCUCUGAAGCCACCGGGCUGCCGCAGAAGGAGGAGGAAUGCGUCUGUGUUACCAGCAACCUCUGCGGGGAUGAUGGCUACGUGGUGACUGACGGGGAAGGACUUAUCAACAUCAGGCACGGUGGAGGAACACCGUCCGUCCAUCACCCGCUUCCAUCAGGCGAGUGUCCUGAUGUGGGUCAGGUUUGCUGCAAGCAGCCCCCCACCACCACAACCCCGAUCCUGACAUCCACCGCCCCGCCGCUGCCUGACUGUGGCUGGAGAAAUGUUGGGGGCGUUAGAGUCCGUGUGUUGGGUUUCAAGGAAGGGGAGAGCCAGUUUGGGGAGUACCCGUGGGUGGCGACAAUUCUCAAGCCCACGCCCAAAGCUCCCCCGCCCACGCUGGAGUUUGUGGGUGGCGCUACACUCAUUCACCCUCGAGUUGUGGUGACGGCCGCCCAUAAAAUAUUCAGGGAGAGGCAGGAUGAACUGGUGGUGCGCCUUGGGGAGUGGGACACGGAGGGCGAGACGGAGCCCUACCGCCACCAAGACUUCAAGGUGUCACGAGUCAUUAUGCACGAGAGCUUCAACCCCACGACUCUCUUCUACGAUGUGGCGCUGCUUGUACUGGAGGAAGAGGUGGUGUUGCAGUCACACAUCAACACCAUCUGUCUGGCUGAUGAAUUGUCUGACGUGGACUGGUCAUCUUGCGUCAUCAAUGGCUGGGGAGUGAAUGCCUUUGGCACAAACCAGUACCAAGCCAUCAUGAAGAGCCUCACCCUCCCUCUAGUGGACAGUGACACCUGCCAGAGCCGCCUCAGAACCACAAGACUUGGCCUCAAUUUUAACCUGCACUCAACCUUCCUGUGUGCUGGUGGGGAGGCUGGCAAGGACGCAUGCAAGGGUGAUGGUGGGGGUCCUCUGGCUUGCCCACGCCUCUCAAACCCCUCAGGCUACUACGAGCUGGUGGGGCUGACAGCUUGGGGUGUUGGGUGUGGGCGUGAGGGCCUGCCUGGGGUGUACGUCAACAUUCCCAGCUUAAAACACUGGAUCACCACGGCUGUCAAUGAAUAUGCAAAUGUUGAUGGCCAUCGUAGUGGUGACCUGCAGACUGGAGGAAGUGAAGAUGAGACAGUGGCAGAAGGAGGAGGAGCAGGAGCAGGAGGAAGGGAGGAAAAGAGGAGGAGGAACCAGGAGAGAAGAGCUCAAAGACAGCAGGAGAGGAGAGAGGAGAGACAGAGGCAGAGGGAGGAAAGGAUGCAGCAGAGAGAACAAAGGAAGCAAGAGAGACAAGAGAGGAGGAAUAUGAAUAGGAAUGGUAGGAAAUAGAGAGAGAGAGAGAGAGAGAGAGAGAGAGAGAGAGAGAGAGAGAGAGAGAGCUAACACAUCAUGGCAGCUAUAAAAACAAUGCUUCAAUUUAUCAGGGAAUAAAAACAUUAAUAUCUAGAACAAUAUUUUUGUACUCAGAUUUAGUUAAAGGAAAAAUAUUAAGUAAUGAAAGAGAAAGAAGACUAAAUGAAUGUGCAUGAGAGAGAGAGAGAGAGAGAGAGAGAGAGAGAGAGAGAUGGAUGUAGCAGAAUAAUCAAUGCACCGUAGAUGAUUGAAUUUGCACUUAGAAUAAAAAUUAGUAAUCUUAAAAAACGCCAACAUCCCUUCAAGUAACCAGGUCAUCAAAUAAAGUUCUAAUAUACAUGAUGAUUUUACUCAGUGUGGCUAUGGGCAAUUAAACUCAUUAACUCCUUCAAUACCAGGAUGCUUUUUCAUAUUCAUUCUGGUUACUUCUGGUGGUUUUAUACAGCUUCAGAAACUUAUAUUGGGAUUAGAAUAGUAAAGACUCCAGCCAUUAAUCUUCUGACUUCCAUAAACCCUUCCUAAUGCAAAUAAAAUAAUCUAAUCAUACCCAAAAAUCAAGGUAAAUAUGCGUCUCGGUGUCGAAGGGAUUAAACUAACUCGAUACCCAAAAUUUAUCAAAGAUCUCUCUGUAUACCAGGAAAGCUUCAAGUAUUAAUGUCAUAGGGCAGAAGAACCGUCUUUGAAACUAAACUGAUCACCUCUUACUCAUUGAUAACUCGGCAAUACCCAAACUGUAUUUAUCCUAUGCUCUGUGUUGGCAAGUGGGCCCCUUUUUUUUUUUUAUUUUUUUUUUUUAUUGCCCUCUAACAUAAGAAAAGAAAAUGUGUGUGACAGUGAUGCAGGAGGCAGAGGACUCAACUUAACACUGCCACUAACUAAUGCUCCUUGAGGACUUAACUUAACACUGCCACUAACUAAUGCUCCUUGAUAACUGGUCCACACAUUCCCAUCAUUGUGAAACGUGCGGCAAACCGACAUUUCCACCAAAGGCUGUUAAUUUCAAGGCACUGGAUUAUAAAAUAGAAGAAAUUUGGUGCCUUAAGUGGUGGUUUUGGUAGGGAUAUAUUAGUAAGUUUGAAGACGAGAAUACAGAGAGCAGUGAGUGAGGGGCAGCAUUAGUCAAGACAGUGUUACCAUCUCUGUCUUCAUCUGCCUGCAUUACUGCUAUACUUGGUGGCUCAAAUGUUGGAGGGAUGUUGUGUUGUAUAACUUUCCUUGUGUAACUUUUCCCGGCCUGUCUUUUGUUACUAACUGUUGUAGCGUUGUAAUAAAGUAUUUCUUAGUGUUGCAGCUUACUUAGUAAGUAACAAGUAUGUAUUAGAAGUAUUGGAGUGAAACAAGUAUGUAUUAGAAGUAUUGGAGUACAGUAUUUUGAUGUUUUUGCAUGAAGUAUUUGAUGUAAUAAACCUAAAAGCUUAA